This is a messenger RNA of Vanessa tameamea, 750 nucleotides long. Its product is annotated as glutathione S-transferase 2-like. Gene Ontology annotation, biological process: glutathione metabolic process. Bases 119 to 733 code for a protein of 204 amino acids. The record is from RefSeq and is a predicted model, not a curated record. Gene Ontology annotation, molecular function: glutathione transferase activity. The transcript is spliced from 5 exons. Lineage: Eukaryota; Metazoa; Arthropoda; Insecta; Lepidoptera; Nymphalidae.
GACACAAAUAGUCGAGUGUUGUGUUUGUGUUUAGUUGUUAUUGAAGUUGUGUUACAUUCUCACGUACAUCACCCCGUUACAUUAUUGCAUUUAUAAUCAGAGAUAAUAAAACGAGACAAUGCCGACGGUCAAGGUGUACUACUUCCAGGUGAAGGCGGCUGGUGAAAGUAUCCGUCUGUUACUUGCCUACGGCGGUCAGGAGUUCGAAGAUAUCAGGGUGGCUAGGGAAGAUUGGCCGGAACUAAAACCAUCAAUGCCGUUUGGUCAAAUGCCGGUACUUGAGAUCGAUGGUAAGAAAUAUGCGCAGACUAUCGCUAUCGCUCGCUAUCUCGGCCGCAAGUAUGGUCUCGUUGGCAAGGACAUCGAAGAGGAUUUCCAGAUCGACCAGAUUAUUGAAUUCUUCAACGACAUUCGUAUAAAAGCUGCAUCGGUUUUCUACGAGACAGACGAGAAUAUGAAGGCUAAGAAGCAAGAAGAAAAUGAAAAGAAUCAUUAUCCAGUUAUGUUGAAAAAGUUGGACGAAAUUAUUACUAAAAACAAAGGGCACAUGGCUCUUGGAAAGCUCACUUGGGCAGACUUUGUUUUCGCUGGUAUGUAUGACGCUUUUAAGUUUUUACUUAAAAUAUCUGACCUUGACGAGAAGUAUCCGAGCUUUAAGAAACUACAAGAGAAGGUGCUGUCCAUCCCCAAAGUGAAGGCGUAUUGUGAUGAAGCUCCCAAGUCAGAUUUUUAAAGAAAUGUAAUUUCAAA